This is a messenger RNA of Coniosporium apollinis CBS 100218, 1455 nucleotides long. RefSeq lists its product as uncharacterized. Gene Ontology annotation, biological process: translational initiation. The coding region runs from base 1 to 1455 and encodes 484 amino acids. Gene Ontology annotation, cellular component: eukaryotic translation initiation factor 2B complex. Lineage: Eukaryota; Fungi; Ascomycota; Dothideomycetes. Gene Ontology annotation, molecular function: guanyl-nucleotide exchange factor activity; translation initiation factor activity. The transcript is spliced from 2 exons. The record is from RefSeq and is a predicted model, not a curated record.
AUGGCGGCUAAUGUCACGCCCGGGCUGACGCCAUUCCUCAAAUCCCUCAAAGCCACGCCUGUGGAAUCCUCCAUUGAGCAUUUCAUCUCACUUCUGAAAAGAAGACAAAUCCGCAACUCCCGACCAUGCGCCAUAGCUACGACGCAGCUCCUCCUCCGAGUGGUGGCAGAAUUCAAAGGCCGAGACGUCAACAAGCUACUGCAAAGAAUACGGCACGUAGGCCAGCGCCUGACAGCCGCGCAACCACGAGAGAUGGCAGUAGGCAACAUAGUGCGGCGCGUACUCGGCCUAAUCCGCGAAGUGGCCGAAGACGACGACGCAGACACCAGCAUGAGCGACGCAGGCUUCAACUCGCCCUCCCCCGCAAACGACGGCCCGCACCACGACUCCCUCAAGCGGCCCGCCCUAUCCUCCAGCAUAUCGACCUUCAGCCCCCUCCGGCACGGCGCAACUCUCCCCGCCGAGCCCACGGGGCUCCACCACAGCGAAAGCAGCGCCGGCACCGAAUCGACGGAGCCGCACCACCGCCCCAACCUUUUCACGUCCCACACCUCGUACGCGCCCAUGCACGGCUCUCUGCUCAACAUCUUCCAGCACGGCGAGUUCCCCGGCUCCUCGGCCUCGACGCCGCCGGGGUACCAUUCCCCGACAGGCAAAGCGACGCCCCUGAUGAGCCAGAGCUUCGCCAACCUAGCUGACUCCGGUCCGAAAAAGGAAAAAGACCUCAAAGCCGAAGUCGUGGAGGGAAUCCGCGAGUUGCUGGAUGAGCUGGACCAGGUCGACGACCAGAUCGCGGCGUAUGCGCUUGACCAUAUCCACUCGAAUGAGAUCAUACUCACGCAUACUGCGAGCACGACGGUGCAGAAAUUCCUGCUGACCGCGGCGCGGAAAAGGAAGUUCACGGUUGUGCAUGCGGAGGCGUAUCCGAACGAUAGCGACGACACGCACGCGACGGUCCUGGACGGCCGCAAGACCGCUGGCGAGGCGGACGCGGAUGCUGACGAGCGGUUUAAGCCACUUACUGCGGCCGGCAUCACAGUCAUCCUAAUCCCGGACUCCGCUGUCUUCGCCAUAAUGUCGCGCGUCAACAAGGUGAUCCUCGCAACACACACUGUCCUGGCAAACGGUGGGCUCGUCGCAGCAGCAGGGGCGCGCACGAUCGCCAAGGCGGCGAAGAUGCACCAGACGCCUGUCGUGGUGGUCAGUGGCGUCUACAAGCUGAGUCCGGUGUACCCGUUUGAUGUGGAAGAGCUGAUUGAGUACGGCGAUGCGGGGAAGGUCGCGGACUACGACGAUGGGGAUUUUGUGGAUAAGGUUGAUGUCGUCAAUCCGCUGUAUGACUAUGUGCCGGCGGACCUGGUGGAUCUUUACAUUACGAAUCUGGGCGGGCAUGCGCCGAGUUAUCUGUAUCGCAUUGUGGCAGAUCAUUACCGGGUGGAGGAUAUCAAUCUUUGA